Rhincodon typus (whale shark) is the source of this 4106-nucleotide messenger RNA. Its product is annotated as mucin-5AC-like. Gene Ontology annotation, cellular component: vesicle. The transcript is spliced from 8 exons. Gene Ontology annotation, molecular function: dipeptidyl-peptidase activity; serine-type exopeptidase activity. The record is from RefSeq and is a predicted model, not a curated record. Gene Ontology annotation, biological process: proteolysis. Bases 140 to 2905 code for a protein of 921 amino acids. NCBI's taxonomy places the organism in Eukaryota, Metazoa, Chordata, Chondrichthyes, Orectolobiformes, Rhincodontidae.
GUACAUCUGUGCGGGCGGGACGGAGAGUUGCGCGUGCGCCCAACAGCGAACUCCUGACAACAAUGGGCUGACGGUUGGUCACGUGCCGGCGGCGGCUGGGGCGCUGUCACGUGCGGGUCGCCUGGACCCUGGAGCCGCCAUGAAGUGGAGCGGGUCGUUCCGUUUGCUCUUGAUGUUGUGGCUGACGGCGCCGUCCGGGCAACGAGUGGUCCCAGCCCGGGCAUCUCCGUCUCACGCGGAGUCUACCCAGUCCGAUGGCGACACUGCGUCGCUGAUGAUCGAGGCGGACGAUGAGGAAGGAGACAACAGUACCACGCCCGAUUCGUCCUCCCCCGCCGCCCAGAGCAACGGCGGGGCGUCCCCGCUGAAAAUCGAGAUCGACAUGGAGGAGUCGACGGAGAACGGGAUCGGCCAAUCCACGGCGGACGCCACCGAGCCCACCUGGCACCCCUACCUCAUCAAGAUAUCGUCGGGCACCGGGACCGCCACUGCCACAGCCACCACCACCACCACCACCACCACCACGAACAGCACCAGCACCAGCCCCCAGUUGGAGGUGCCCGCUGCGGCCUCCCUCGUGGAGGAGACCAUCGUCAUGCAGCUGCCUGAGCCCAGUCCGGAGAUCACGAGCAGCACCAUGCCCCCUCCUCUGCUCAUCAUCGAGGAGCUGACCCCCAGCAGCCCAUCGGAGCCCGGCUCGUUGCUGCUGCUGGAGUCGCCGACGCAAUCGAUCCUCGUCCUGGACGGGAAGGAGCAGAAGCUCAAGAGCAAGAAACAGUCGCUCGCCAAGGCGGAGGGGAAAGCCCCUCCCCACAAGCAGAAAGGCGGCCCACCACCCAAGAAGCAGAAAUCCAAAUCCCAGAUCGAGGCACGCAGCCAGCCGCCGCCCGUCGACCAAACCGCCGGUGACAACGGGACGAAAUCUCCAAACGUGUUCUUCCUCGUCAAGGAAGUCGAUCAGAACCCGAGCGCCAUUCAGCAGCAUGAGCUUCCAGUGGCCGUACAAAUUAUUGGCAGCAAUACCAGUGUCCCGGGCAUCAGCAUUCAGGAGGUGGACAAUGUCACUCGUGGCCAUGACAUCAGCGUCGAAGAUGCGAAUACUAUCGCCAAUUCCUCAGACGUCAGCAAGGUCCCAGGCAAUGCCGUCGAGGACUUAGGCACCAGCAGCAGUGCUCUGGUUGUCAGUGGCACGGAUACAGACACUACGACCACUUCCCCAGACACCAAGGUCCCAGGCAAUGCCGUCGAGGACUUGGGCAACAGUAGUAGUGUUAUUAUCAUCAGUGGCACGGAUACAAACGCUAACAACAAAACCUCAGUCAUCAUCGUCACCAGCGUCCCACUUACUGGCAUGGAGGACACUAGCACCAACAGUAGUGCUGUGGUCAUCAAUGGUACAGAUACAGACACUAUCGCCAAAACCCCAGGCACUAACAUCCAAGAGAUCAACAACAGCAGCCAUGUCCCAGUCGUCACCAUCACAGAUACAGAGAGUAAUACCAAAGCCCCAAUCACCAGUGUUCAGGAGAGUGUCACGAGCACUGAUGUCCUAGUUGUCAUCAUAAGUACAGACACUAAUUCCAAAGCCUCAGGCACCAAUGGCCAGGAGGUUGUCACCAACACUAAUUUUGAAGACAACAUCCCAGUUACAGACACUAAUUCCAAAGCCCAAAGCACUAGUGUCCAGGAGGUUGUCAUUGGCACUUAUGCCCCAGUCAUCAAUAUCACGAGUACAGACACCAAUUCCAAAACCUCGGGCACCGGGACCCUGGAUCAUGUCACCAACACCAGUGCUCCAGUAAUUAACAUCACUGAGACCAAUGCAGUCACUGAAGUCCUAGCCGUCAGUGUCCAGGGUGUCAACGCUGGCAUCAUUGUUCCGGUCAUUGGUGUUAGUGAGACAGAGUCUGCCACCAAAACACCAGCUGCUAUCUUGACCACUCAAGGCACAACUAAUAGUGAUGAGACGGACUCUGAAGUUGAAGACACUUUUGACAUAAGUGACAAAAGAAUAAGUGUUACCAAUGUUGCGGAUAAAAUAACGGUCCCAGAACCACAAUUCAAAGAAAUGUAUUUUGAUCAGCUUGUGGACCAUUUCAGUUUCACCUCCCAUCAAAAACUCUAUCGUCAAAGAUAUCUUCUUUCCGAUGAAUUCUGGAGCAAGAGUUUUGGACCAAUAUUCCUGUAUACUGGAAAUGAAGGUGACAUAUGGGAUUUUGCCAAUAGCUCUAGGUUCGUCAUUGAAUUAGCAUCUGAGCAGCAGGCCCUAGUCAUUUUUGCUGAGCAUCGAUACUAUGGAAAAUCCCUUCCUUUUGGCAAAAAAUCAUAUGAAAGAUCAAACAUGGAGUUUUUAACAGUGGAGCAAACUUUAGCAGAUUAUGUGGUUCUUAUUACAAAGCUGAAAACUGAUCUUGAUGCUAAAAGUUGUGCAGUGAUUGCCUUUGGUGGCAGUUAUGGAGGAAUGUUAAGUGCGUACAUGAGAAUUAAGUAUCCAAAUGUAGUGGAUGGCGCUCUAGCAUCAAGUGCACCUGUGGUCUCCACAGCUAAUCUUGGAGAUAGUCGGCAGUUCUUUCAUGAUGUAACCAAAGAUUUUGAGCGUAACUCACCUGAAUGUGUUUUGACAAUCCGGAAAGGGUUUCAGGAGCUUGAAUUUUUGGCACAGCAACAAGCAUGGAGUAAGAUCACCAAUAAACUGUCUCUCUGUAAGUCAGUGAAAUCCAAGAAAGAUGUUGAUCAUCUCUAUGGAUGGGCAAGAAAUGCUUUUACUUACUUAGCCAUGUUCAACUACCCAUACAAAACUGAAGUAGGGAUACAUUUCCCUCCAAACCCAGUAGAUGUUGCUUGUCGUUAUGUCUUGAAAAAAAGUGACCAUAUUGAAGGCUUGCUAGAUAUAUUGGGGAUGUGAGCCAUGAACCUUACAGUAAAAAUGAGAUCAACUUGCUGAACAGCUUUGGAGGAUAACUGAAGGGAUUUUCAGGUCAGAAAAUGUAACAAAUGAUGAAAUGCUUCGGAGAGUACAGCCAUAUGCCCUCCAGUUCAGGCUGUAUUUCAGAGCAUAACCAAUCACACUGGUUUCAAAACAAGCCUGGAUCUGCCUUACUGGAAUACACCAGCUGAGAAGAGUUGCAAAGCCAGGCCGUAAAUGGGACAAGCAAGCAGCAAAGGAAAAGACUAUUGAGGGACUCGAUCACUGUAGAAUCGUAGAAACCCUACAGCGUGGAAACCGGCCAUUCAGCCCAACAAAUCCACACCAACCGUCCGGGAGCAUCCCAUCCAGACCCAUCCCCCUACCCUUUUGCUGUAACAUUGCAUUUCCCAUGACUAACACACCUAAUCUACAAGUCUCUGAACACGAUGGGGAAUUUAGCAUAGCUAACUCACGUCUCUGACUUGUUUAUCCCGUUAUGCCCAUUGCUGUAAAAGCCUUUGCUUUAUGGACAGUGACUGAAUGGAUACAUUUAUUGAACAUAAUUAGAAAAAGGCACAGGGUCUUGGCAGGUCAUAGCGGAAUCUGAUUUGUAAUGGAUGUUACAGCGAGAGAACUUGAAGUUAAAUGAGGAAUGAAGAAAAUAUCAAUGUUGGAUAGAAUGAAAAUUGAAGCUACUGGCAAAUUAAGAGAAGGCCGAGGAUAGCGAGAAUGAAAAGACUACUAUAAACCAAGGACCUGCCUGCUGGCAGAAUAUAUGAUCUCGGGAAUACCACUAUUCUAAGUAGUACAUGUAGCUUUUUUUUUUAUUUCCUCUUCCUUUAGCCUGACCUGAAAUGUAUAGAAUGCUUUUAUGUACAGCCCCAGUGUGAUCUGCCACUGCUGCUGGAAAGGGAGCUAUGAGCUGCCACUUAUUCUCUUCAAACUUGUAUUCUUCCACUGUAUUUGUGAGUUGCCCUAAAAGUGUUCCGCCUGCCACAGAAAUAAUGUGGUCUAAGACUGCAUCCACAUAAAAUCGUGUGCGGCUUUCCAGCAUGCCAGCAACCUGAAGCCAUGUGCUGUUCCUUGGAUCAAACCGAUGUACCUGGAAAAAGAAAGGAAACUGAAUGUGACAAAUACCUUGGCAGAAAUAUUUUAACACUGGAGUUGACUUUUUCCAAAGUAUGUGCUGACACAGUUA